Messenger RNA from Echinococcus granulosus, 297 nucleotides. RefSeq lists its product as hypothetical. The transcript is spliced from 2 exons. Lineage: Eukaryota; Metazoa; Platyhelminthes; Cestoda; Cyclophyllidea; Taeniidae. The coding region runs from base 1 to 297 and encodes 98 amino acids. The record is from RefSeq and is a predicted model, not a curated record.
AUGUCCUCACUGUUAACGUGCGGUAGUGAGCAAGUCUGGACACGACGAGCUUUUGCAGUCCUGGUAGCUACUACAAGACUGAACGGCGGGAAUACCAUGAUCGCUAAGUCCUUUAAUUUCAGCCUAUUUAUGGUGCUAAUUGACCUUGGCCUUAGAGUGCUCUUCUUGUCCUUCCAAAUAUCCGCAUCUACAACUUUUCUCUAUCUCCUUGGCUCCCUCCAUGCCAACCUGCUUUUAAUCAUGCUUGAUGCUGCUUUUCCUCAUCAAUCUCUCAUUCCACCUAUCUGCCUCCUCUGA